Molecule: messenger RNA, 699 nt
Organism: Triticum aestivum (bread wheat)
Lineage: Eukaryota; Viridiplantae; Streptophyta; Magnoliopsida; Poales; Poaceae
Exons: 5
Coding region: 151-681 (176 amino acids)
Source: RefSeq, a predicted model, not a curated record
ACGCCUGCAUAUGCAGUAAUCGGCAGUGGCGUUCCAGAUUCUGCUGAGUACGUGGUCGAUCCAGAGGAAAGGGCGGACAACAGCAUUCAUGCUGGACUCAUAACUAGGUUUCUGCAAGCAUCUGCCGAUAUUGAAGCUGAAGCUGUGUUAAUGAGAAUGGGUGUCCGCGAUAUGAUGGAUUCUGUGAUGGAGGAAAGUACACAUGCCGUCAUAGCAACAGCAACGGUAGUUGCAGGGCCAUCGUCUCCAGCAAAAGAAAGCAGUGAGGCUUAUGAUGAGAUGCUGGAAAGACACCAUGACAGCCUCAUAGAUGAUGAUGCUGCACAAAAUGAGGAAAUGACAGCAGAUGGACUGUUUGCAUCAUCCGUUCAAAUUUUGUAUGAUGUGAAUGAAAUGAAGGUUCCAUUCAUUGACUUGGUGACAAGCGUUGCUGUAAAUGACAAUGAAGUCAUUGAUAUAGCAUCAGUUGUUGCAGUGCCAUUGAUUGACCUAACCAUAAGCAGUCCAAACACCUCGGCCAACACAGGGCCAGAGCAAACGGAUCGGGCUCCAAGGGUGGGUUACAUGAAGACGGAAGAUAUGGCAGAUAACCCGGAUAGUGAAGAAGCAGAACGGGAAGGACAAAAAGAGGAAAUGCCAGCAAAUAGGACAACAUGUGAGUUACAUGCCAGGCUAUCUUAGCAAUGACAGUUGAUUACG